Lytechinus variegatus (green sea urchin) is the source of this 1751-nucleotide messenger RNA. RefSeq names its product cytochrome c oxidase subunit 7A1, mitochondrial-like. Gene Ontology annotation, biological process: mitochondrial respirasome assembly; regulation of oxidative phosphorylation; mitochondrial electron transport, cytochrome c to oxygen. The transcript has 3 exons. NCBI's taxonomy places the organism in Eukaryota, Metazoa, Echinodermata, Echinoidea, Temnopleuroida, Toxopneustidae. The record is from RefSeq and is a predicted model, not a curated record. Bases 95 to 421 code for a protein of 108 amino acids.
AAAAUUUCAUGGAGAUUUGCAAACAGUGCUAGUGAGUAUCAUCAAUGUCGUCCUCACUAUAUAUCACUAUCAGUCUAUAAAUUCACAGUUUACCAUGGCUUUUAAACACAAUUCAGCAAGUGGAAAAGUUUCUAGCGCUGAUCCAUUAUCUGCAUAUAAUCCAGGGGGCUUGACACAAACCAAAAUUAAAGAAACCCCUCCAAUUGAGUUUGCACAGAAACCAGCACCGUCUGGAACCAUGUCCCGAUUUUUCAAGAACAAGGUUGCCUUCAACCAGGCGAGGUUUGGGACUCCUGAUGGGCUACCAGUUCACAUCAAACUGGGACGUGACAGAAUAACGUUUGCCUUUGCGAUGGGUCUCACAGCUGUAGGGACCAUUUGGAGUUGCUACUCACUCUUUAAGCUUUCCUUCAAGAAAUAGAUUUAUUGGUUUGGAUUUGAAAGCUUUAUUGCUCCUAAAAGUUUCAUGACACAACUCACAACACCUUUGAUUACAAAUAAUAUUGAGUUAAUCUUUACAUUGAAAUUGAGCAUGCUUCAUUGAUAUGUUUGGUUCAGUGAGGAUUGAAGAAUAUUGGUUUUAUUCAGUAGGAGUUCCUUUCUUUUUAUUAUAAUGCUGCUGUUUUGCUAGGUAUGAACUUUGUACUGAAUGUUGAUGGAUAUUUUACUUGGAUCAAAGCAUAUUUAGCAAGUUAUAAACUACUGUUGUAGGCUCCUAAUAUCGUGUCAGUUGAUUGAAGAGCAUCUUUUUCAUAUGAUUCUGACAUUUGGGCUUUGAAGCUGUUGGUAUAGUCCAAAAAAGAAGGAUUUGAAAGUUGGGAGGUAAUCUAAUAUGAGCUGUUUAUCUUCUGGUAAAUGCCCCCUCCCCUGUUCUAUGAUUAUUCAACUAUGCUUGAUCUGAUGAUUUUCAGUUUUUUAAAUUACUAUUGCAAAGUUAAUGCUUGAAUUUUUGUCAUCUUAUAAACUCGCUUGACAGAACUUAAAAAGUUAUGGUCAAUGUCAACAAGACAUGAAAUCCUUGUUGCAUUUAUAUAAUUUUAAAGCCCUUUGAGAGUUUUUAAUGACAAAAUCCAGAGAAGAAGGGGACUUGCCAGCAUAAUCACUUGGCGUUUUCGCAUAGAAAGUUGAAGUAUGAUAUUGGAUUGUAAAAAUGAAAAGUCAAAUACAAGAUCACCUCUCAAUUGUACCUCAUAGAUGUCAAACAAUAUAUUAAACUUGGUUUUCAUGUUUGAUAUUAUUUUUUUUAGAUUCAUCUUACCUUAAAGGUUGGUGUUAUUCAAUCCAUUUAAUUUUGGAUUUAAAAAAAAAUAUUUUUUUUUUGUCUGUACAUGAAGUCAGCGAUUCAUUUGCAAAAUGUUAAACGAGUAAAAGUUUAUUUAUGAUAUUUUGGAAUUUUUAUUAUUCCCUUGAUGAAAUAUGUAUUUCUUUAAACUUAAAUUUUAAUGUUAAUUUUAAUAUUAAUUUUUCUUUAAACCUAAAUUUUAAUGUUUGAGAAAUUUACAUGAAGGAAGUGGAAGAGGCAAAACACGGAAAUAGCAUGUGAUGGAAUGUGAAUCAACACUUCAUUAGGUACUCUGAAAUAAAUUAUUGUUUUUAGUAGGUUCGUUGGUAUAUGCUUGCUCUGCUGUGAGACAUUAUGUGUUCUUCCUAUACAUUACAUUGGAUUUAAAAUCUAUCCUGCCAUUACAAAUGGUUUGAACAAAAAAACAUUGUGAAAAUAUAAAGAAAUAAACCAUUUUGCCAUACAAUAA